Puccinia triticina is the source of this 333-nucleotide messenger RNA. RefSeq lists its product as uncharacterized. The record is from RefSeq and is a predicted model, not a curated record. Bases 1 to 333 code for a protein of 110 amino acids. The transcript has 3 exons. Lineage: Eukaryota; Fungi; Basidiomycota; Pucciniomycetes; Pucciniales; Pucciniaceae.
AUGGGCCCUCAAUCUCCUGCCUCACCACCUGCUCCAUCAACUCUUACUCGCCUCGCGCCCACAACGACUCCUCACCAGGGCCUACCGCGCCACCCCUAUCGUCGCCACAACAACGCGAGUCCCCAUCUUCCACAAACCCUCGGCAUUGACUACCAGUCGCUCAAAACCAACAUCAGUUGUCCGAAUCCUCCGCUAAACGCAACAAUGAUCCUCCCCGACCCGUCCCUGUUCGAGGACGACCAGGCCCACGGAUCCCUCUCCCUUGUAAGCUUUGUCGUCCCGCCCCAACCCGACGCUAAGCUGUGUGCGGAAAAAGGGACUCACAGGACGUAG